UGCAUGUAAGAAGGGGGGAGGGGACUCAGUUCGCUGUACAUAUAACUUUAUAGCAUUUAAAAAAAUAUGAAGCUCUAAAAACUUUCAUCUCAACAUUGUACAGAUUAUAUUCAAUGCGUCAGAUAUUAGAGAGAGAGAGAGAAAGAGAGAAAUGAUUGAAGAAAUUCAAAUGGAAGGGAAUUCACAUAAAGGAAAAGGAAGAUCUGCAAGGAAAAAGAAGAGCGCCAUUGAUGAAGGAGAAAAAGAAGGUGGGGAUUUGAUGGAGUGUUCAGGCAAGUAUUGUGGAUCAUGCACCGCUGGUGUAAUCGCCGAUUGUGUCGCAAUCUGUUGUUGCCCUUGUGCUUUGCUCAACUUUUUGACACUUGCAUUGAUUAAGCUACCGUGGAAAAUGGGGAGGAGGUGUUUGGGGUUCGGGAAAAUGAAGAGAAAACGCAAGAAAACUAGUGCUACUGUUAAUGAAGGUGACGAGAAUUUCAGAGGGAGGGUAAGGGUAGAACAGGAAAUCUGGGAAUUUCCAGCAGGAUUUGAAGAAGAAGAAGAAGAAAUGGGGACAUUUGGUGCCAGAUUUGAAGCCGAGAGUGUUUGGUUAGAGCUGUAUCAGAUUGGCCAUUGGGGUUUUGGGAGGGUUUCCUUCACUGGUAUUUAAUCUUUUUCUUUGUUAAAAAAAAUAAAAAUAUAUGUACAUUUGUACUUAGGAUUUUGUAAAGUUUGAAAGUUUUCAGAAUUAUUUUCUCGGAAAAAAAGAGGGUAUUUUAGUUUAGGUUGGGAAAAUUAACAUCAGAAUUUAGCUGGGAUUUUCUCCCUUGAUUAGAUUAAUACAUGGUAAUUUGUAAGGAAUUCGUAAGAAAAAAAUUAUAUAUAUAGUAGUUUUUAUAAUUUCUCCUGCAUUUGUGGUUGUUUGAAUUGGAGUUAAUACUUAAAACUCGUAAUAUUAGGAUCUUUGACUUUAAACUCAAGGAUUUAUGUUUGAGUUGGAGUAAAUAUUAAUUUUUAUUUUACAAAUCAUGAGCUACGCUCUGAUUAUUGAAACAUUAUGUUGCACGAAAUCUAGCAUGCAUAAUCUCAAUUUUAUCACAUGAUAGAGGCUCUCAAUCCUCGAAGGUCGGUUCUCGUGAAACUCAAAACCUGUUCUCUAAAGGCGUAUUAAUUGUUGGAUUACACGCAAGGCGCCCCAACAGAUGGAUAGGUUGAGUUGAUCAAUUGUGAUGGAACCCAUUAUGAAGGGAGUAGGCGACUUUUGACUGCUUGAUUUCAUGCGAAGCACCCCAACAAGUGGGUAGGCCAAGUGGACCAUUUGUAAUAGAGGAGCCCAUGAUGAAGGAAGUAGACAAUGUGGAUUAAUCCUAUUAGAUAUAUCUUUUAGGAAUGGAAAGUGAUUGGGUGGGAAGAAUGUCACGUCAAACGCUUUAAAAAAAUAGAUAAGGUACGUUGAUCCCACAUCGGAAAGAAUAUGGAAAUUCUUGGGGUAUAUAUGCCCACAAGCAGCACCUUUGCGAGGCCCGUGAUACAAUCUUAACCAUAAAAUUUGAUAUUGAGUUAGUUCAUCUAAAUACAAUUUUUCUUGUAGAAUUGCAGUCUCGAAAGUGUAUCUAAAUUUCAAAUUUACCCCCACAUGGCAUCCAUGAUGUAUUUGUAGCCGAAGCAAAUCUUCAACUCGUUGCUGGCACUUGACUCCAACUAUUUGUAAUCGAAAUAAUAAUAGUAAUUUAGUAAAAAUAAUUAAUUAUUUUUAA
This is a messenger RNA of Gossypium arboreum, 1733 nucleotides long. RefSeq lists its product as uncharacterized. The transcript has a single exon. The record is from RefSeq and is a predicted model, not a curated record. The coding region runs from base 152 to 646 and encodes 164 amino acids. NCBI's taxonomy places the organism in Eukaryota, Viridiplantae, Streptophyta, Magnoliopsida, Malvales, Malvaceae.